GGGAGACAUCAGACUUGAUGGGGUACAAGAAAGAAAUUCCAUCAUUGGAGAAAGAUAUAGAUGGCCUCAUACUAUUCCAUAUGUUCUAGACGAUAGCUUGGAAAUGAAUGCCAGGGGAGUUAUCCUCAAUGCAUUUGAACGCUAUCGUCUAAAAACAUGCAUUGACUUCAAGCCUUGGUCUGGAGAACCCAACUAUAUAUUAGUGUUCAAGGGCAAUGGCUGCUGGUCUUCAGUGGGAAAUAAGCGCAUUGGGAGGCAAGAACUCUCCAUCGGAAAGAACUGUGACAAGAUAGCAACAGUUCAGCAUGAGUUUCUCCACGCACUGGGAUUCUGGCAUGAACAGUCUCGGUCUGAUCGGGAUGACUAUAUCAGCAUAAUUUGGGACAGAAUUAUUUCAGGCAAAAAGAAAAAUUUUGAAUCCUAUGAUGACCACAAAGCAGACUCCCUGAAUGUUCCCUAUGAUUACAGCUCAGUGAUGCACUACAGUAAAAGUGCAUUCCAGAAUGGAUCAGAGCCAACAAUUGUGACGAGGAUCCCAGACUUCAUGGAUGUGAUCGGCCAACGAAUGGAUUUCAGUGACUCUGAUGUCUUAAAGUUGAAUCAACUGUAUAACUGCUCCUCUUCCUUGAGCUUUAUGGAGUCGUGCGAUUUUGAACUGGAAAAUGUGUGUGGUAUGAUUCAAAGUUCAGAAGAUAACGCUGACUGGCAACGGGUCUCCCAGGUUCCUGAGGGGCCGGAGAAUGAUCACUCCAAUCUGGGCCGGUGCAAAGGUUCUGGUUUCUUCAUGCAUUUCAACAGUAGCUCUGUAAAUGAGGGGGCCACAGCAAUGCUGGAAAGUAGAAUACUAUACCCUAAACGAGGAUUUCAGUGCUUGCAAUUUUUUUUAUAUAACAGUAGAAGUGAAAAUGACCAACUGAACAUCUAUAUCAGGGAGUAUUCUGCAGCCAGUGUGAACAGUACUCUGACCCUUGUGGAAGAAAUAAAAGAUAUACCCAUUGGGAGCUGGCAACUUUACCACGUAACACUGAAAGUGACCAACAAAUUUAGAGUGGUAUUUGGAGCGGUCAGAGGCGCUGGUGCCUCAUGGGGUGGCCUGUCUAUUGAUGACAUCAAUCUUUCAGAAACACAGUGCCCUCAUCAUGUCUGGCAUAUAAGGAAUUUCACACAGCUCAUUGGCAGCCCCAGUGGAUCUUUCUUCAGUCCUUCAUUUUAUUCUUCUAAAGGCUAUGCCUUUCAGAUUUACUUGAAUCUAAGUAGUUUGUCUAAUGUAGGAAUGUAUUUCCACUUGAUCUCUGGAGCCAAUGAUGAUCAACUAGAGUGGCCAUGUCCUUGGCAACACGUCACGAUGACCAUCUUGGAUCAAAAUCCUGACAUUCGACAGCGUAUGUCCAACAAGAAGAGUAUAACUACAGACCCAUUUAUGACCACUGGUAAUGGAACAUAUUUUUGGGACAGGCCUUCCAAAGUGGGAGCACAAGUUUUUUUCCCUAAUGGAACUCAGUUUCAAAGAGGUGGGGGCUAUGGAUACAGAGUCUUUAUGACCCAUGAGAGGCUGAAAAGCAGAGAUUUUAUAAAAGGAGAUGAUGUUUAUAUCCUCCUGACGGUGGAAGACAUAUCUUACCUUAAUACUACACAAAAUGAUACAUUGGACAUCAAUGACCUUUGCACAAGCUUUAAAUGUGAGAAUGAUGGUGUUUGCAUUGUCCGUCAUGGCAAAGCUGAGUGCAGGUGUCCGUCAGGGGAAGACUGGUGGUACAUGGGAGAAAGGUGUGAAAAGAGAGGCUCAACUCGAGACACCAUUGUGAUUACUGCGUCUUCCACUGUUGCUGUGUUUGCCCUGAUGGUGAUCAUCACCCUCGUCAGUGUCUACUGUACCAGGAAAAAGUAUCAUAAAGAGACAAGUUCAAAGACAGCAAAUAUGAAUCUGGAAAAUCAAUAUGCACUUUGAAAAUGAACUCAGCAAUACAGCCAGCAAAUGAAAUGAAAAAUUCUUCAUGAUGGUUUCACCUACUGUGUAUUCCAACCACUUCACCUUCUAUAAAUGGAUCUUCUCUGUACAUAGCUGGAUAUACUACAAAUCAUUAUUUUGGUAAAGGUCUAAUUGGUGAAAUGUUGCUUGUGUUUUUGUUUUUAAAGGAGGGGAGUAAGAAAAUAAAAAAUAAAAACAGAUAAAGGUGGAGAAGAAAUUCAGGCUGUUCUGGAAGCAUAAUAUUGUCUGUAAGAUGGAGAGCAAGAACUGGGGGUAGCUUUCCAAAUGACUGCCUUCUCUUUGGGGGCCAAGUGUGUUGGCCUCACAGGUGAUUCCCUAGAAACCCACUGGAAACACCCAAUGGGAAUGAUCUUCCAUGUGGAAUCUCAGCAUUUCCAUGCUGUCCUGUCCCGAUGUAGGGAGGAGCAGAGGGCAGCUCCUUUCUCCCUGGGGACACGUGCCCCCCGCCGCUCUAAAACUGGCCACUCUCUUGUUUUCUUAAUUACUAUUAUUAUUAUUGACCAUGUUUGCGGCUUGUCGGAUUUUAGUUUCCCCACCAGGGAUCAAAACCAGUCCCGCAGCAGUGAGAGCGCAGAGUCCUAACCACUGGACCACCAGGCAAUUCCCUCUCUUGUUUUCUGCCUUAAGCCCCAUAGUAUGUGAGUCUGGUUUAGAAUCUGUUUGAACAUACUACAACCAAUAAGAACACUUUAAACUCCUAGAACAGUUCUCAAAGUUUUGGGUUUCAGGAGCCUUUAUACUUUUAGAAAUUAUUGAGGGCCCCAAAGAGCUUUUGCAUAUGAACAUUCCAUUUAUCGGUUCUUACCAUACUAGACAUACAAACCAGGAAAACUGAAAACUAUGUCUUUAUUAAUCCUUGAAAAAUAACAAGCCCAUACGUGUUAACAUAAAUACUAUUUUCUUGAAAGAUAACUAUAUUUUCCAAAACAAAAGAAAAUUGAGCAAAAAGAGAGGGUGUUGUGUUACAUUUUUUGCAAAUCUCUAAUAUCUGGCUUAAUAGAAAACAGCUGAAUUCUUACAUAAGUGUCUGCAUUCAGUCUGUUGCAAUAUAUUACUUUUGUAGAAGAAUAUAAAGAAAAUCUAAACUUACACAGAUAUGUAGUUGGAAAAAGGAGGCAUAUUUGAAUAGCUUUCCAAGUCAUUGCGGAUAUUCUUUUUUAAUAUCCUUUGUUAAAAGUGGACAAAUGCAUGGACAUAUAUACACCACCAAACGUAGGAUGGAUAGCUAGUGGGAAGCAGCCGCAUAGCACAGGGAGAUCAGCUCGCUGCUUUGUGACCACCUAGAGGGGUGGGAUAGGGAGGGUGGGAGGGAGGGAGACGCAAGAGGGAAGAGAUAUGGGAACAUAUGUAUAUGUAUAACUGAUUCACUUUGUUGUAAAGC
Molecule: messenger RNA, 3371 nt
Organism: Kogia breviceps (pygmy sperm whale)
Lineage: Eukaryota; Metazoa; Chordata; Mammalia; Artiodactyla; Physeteridae
Gene: MEP1B
Product: meprin A subunit beta
Biological process (GO): proteolysis
Cellular component (GO): membrane
Molecular function (GO): protein binding; zinc ion binding; metalloendopeptidase activity
Source: RefSeq, a predicted model, not a curated record